This is a messenger RNA of Chrysoperla carnea, 2431 nucleotides long. It is a transcript of the gene Ddx1, whose product is annotated as ATP-dependent RNA helicase Ddx1. Gene Ontology annotation, molecular function: protein binding; RNA helicase activity; ATP binding. The coding region runs from base 125 to 2386 and encodes 753 amino acids. The record is from RefSeq and is a predicted model, not a curated record. The transcript has 10 exons. NCBI's taxonomy places the organism in Eukaryota, Metazoa, Arthropoda, Insecta, Neuroptera, Chrysopidae.
CGUGGGUCUAGAAAAAGAUGUUCACAAUCUGACACAAUUUGACACAAACAAAGAGUAGUGUAAAUCAUAAAUUUUAUUUUAAUAAUUCGAUUAAUUCAGUUAUAUUUUUAGAUAUUAAUUAAAGAUGACCGCAUUCGAAGAAUUUGGUGUGAUGCCAGAAAUUGGAAAAGCUGUCGAGGAAAUGGAUUGGAUGUUACCAACCGAUGUACAAGCCGAAGCUAUUCCUCUCAUACUUGGUGGAGGUGAUGUUUUGAUGGCAGCAGAAACAGGUAGCGGAAAAACUGGUGCAUUUUGUUUGCCAAUUUUACAAAUUGUCUGGGAGACUUUACGAGAUAUUGAAAGUGGUAAAGGGGGAGGAUCUGGAGGUGGAAAACCUGCAACCAGUAAGCUAACUUUUAACUAUGAUACAUUAUUUAUAUUUAAAGACGUAUUCAAUUUAAAUUUAAUAUCAGGUACUCCUUGGACUAUGUCCUUUCAUGAUCGGGGAGCAGCUAUGGCUGUGUCCCCAGAUGGCUUACGAUGUCAAGCUCGCGAACAACGUGAAUGGCAUGGUACAAGAUGUACGCGGGGUGUUCAGAAUGCUGGUAAAUAUUAUUUUGAAGCAACUGUAACCGAUGAAGGCUUGUGUCGAGUUGGUUGGAGUAUGCCACAAGCAAACCUAGACCUAGGAACAUGCCGAUUUGGUUUUGGAUUUGGUGGUACAGGAAAAAAGUCAAAUAAUAAACAGUUUGAUAAUUAUGGGGAGGCGUUUGGAAAAUGUGACGUCAUAGGCAAUCUACUUGAUUUAGAUAAUGGAGAAAUCAAAUUUACAAAGAAUGGGCAAGAUUUAGGUCUUGCAUUUAAAUUGAAUGGUCAAAUGAAAUCUGGUCCAUAUUUUCCUGCCGUAGUACUAAAGAAUGCAGAAAUGUCGUUUAAUUUUGGAACAACGCCUUUUAAAUAUGAUCUUCCCAGUGGUUAUGUGGCUGUAUGUAAUGCUCCAAGUGAUAAAGUUGUUGUAAAUCCAAAUGGAGGAUCAAGCUCAACCACUACCUCUUCAAAAGCUGCGUUAAAUGCUCCCAAAGCAAUCAUUAUUGAGCCUUCUAGAGAACUUGCCGAACAAACAUCAAAUCAAUUGGCGAAAUUUUCUAAAUAUUUAGAAUCUCCGAAAGUAAAGGAAUUGGUUGUCAUUGGUGGAGUAAGUGUUAAAGAUCAAAUAAGUGCAUUGAAUUCUGGUAUUGAUUUAAUUGUUGGUACACCUGGUCGAUUAGAAGAUUUAAUUCAAGGAGGACAUUUGGCGUUAACUAAUGUAAGAUUUUUCGUCUUGGACGAAGCUGAUGGCUUGCUAAAAUCUGGUUAUACUGACUUAAUUAAUCGUAUACAUAAACAAAUUCCAAAGAUCACAUCGGACGGUCAUCGUUUACAAAUGAUCGUUUGUAGUGCAACCCUUCAUGAUUUUGAAGUGAAAAAAUUAGCAGAAAGAUUAAUGCAUUUCCCAACAUGGGUUGAUUUAAAAGGUGAAGAUGCUGUUCCAGAAACUGUACAUCAUGUUGUUUGUAUGGUUGAUCCACAAACAGAUGUAUCUUGGAAAAAUUUACGUCGUCAUAUUCAAACAGAUGGGGUGCAUAGUCAAGACGAUGUUAGACCUGGUAACAAUACAGCAGAAACAUUAAGCGAAGCUGUGAAAAUGUUGAAAGGUGAAUACUGUGUACGUGCAAUAGAAAAACAUCGAAUGGAAAAAGCAAUUAUAUUUUGCCGUACUAAAGUAGAUUGUGAUAAUUUAGAACGUUAUCUAAAGCAGAUUGGUGGGAACAAAUAUUCAUGCGUUUGUCUUCAUGGCGACCGUAAACCAAAUGAAAGAAAAGCGAAUUUGGAAAAGUUUAAACGUAAUGAAGCUAAGUUCUUAAUCUGUACGGAUGUUGCCGCUCGUGGUUUGGAUAUAACUGGAUUACCAUUUAUGAUUAAUAUCACUUUACCAGAUGAAAAAUCAAAUUAUGUUCAUCGUAUUGGUCGUGUCGGACGUGCUGAACGUAUGGGUCUUGCUAUUAGUCUUGUAAGCACUGUACCCGAAAAAGUAUGGUACCAUGGUGAAUGGUGUGCAUCACGUGGUCGAAACUGUUGGAAUACACGAUUAACCGAUGAAAAGGGUUGUUGUAUUUGGUAUAACGAAGUUCGAUAUUUAGCUGAAAUUGAGGAUCAUUUAAAUAUAACAAUAGAACAAGUAGAUAAAGAAAUAUCAGUACCGCUCAAUGAAUUUGAUGGUAAAGUGGUUUAUGGUGAGAAAUUAAAACAAAGUGGAUCCGGUUAUGUGGGACAUGUUGCUCAAAUGGCUCCAACUGUCACACAAUUAGCUGCAUUAGAAUCAAAUGCACAGAGUAUAUUUUUACGUAAUAUGAUUGAAGCUAAGUAAAUGUAACAUAUUAUUUUCUAUCUUUUUGCUAAUUUAUUUAAUAAA